Messenger RNA from Desarmillaria tabescens, 887 nucleotides. Its product is annotated as phosphatase phospho-type. Gene Ontology annotation, molecular function: phosphatase activity. The transcript is spliced from 6 exons. NCBI's taxonomy places the organism in Eukaryota, Fungi, Basidiomycota, Agaricomycetes, Agaricales, Physalacriaceae. The record is from RefSeq and is a predicted model, not a curated record. Bases 55 to 774 code for a protein of 239 amino acids.
GUUAGGUAAGCCGAUAUAAGUAUCCCUCUCCACCACCACCACCAUUUUUGCCUCAUGCGACGCCUCAUCGUAUUCGACUUCGACUGGUCCAUGGCUGACCAGGAUUCUGACCGAUGGAUAUUUGAGGUUUUGGCUCCAGAUCUCCGCCGCAAAAUGAAGACCCUUAAGGACGACAUUCAGUGGACAGACUUAGUUUCUCAAUCGCUACGCGAGGCCCAUGCUCGUGGAAUAACCAGAGAACAGAUUGAGGAUGCCCUUAGGAUCAUGCCUUUUCACCCUGGUAUGGUUCGCGGCAUCAAACGUCUAAAGGAAGAGGGCAAUACCACUUUUCUCUGCCUUUCUAACGCCAACAAUAUCUUCAUCACUACCAUCCUGGAGAAAAACGGCCUUCUUCCUGCCUUUGAAGAAAUUAUAACCAACCGAGCAGAAUGGGAACCAUCGGGUCUCCUCAAUCUUCGACGCAGAAUCGAUCCUCAUGGUCCACAGCAUAACUGUAUGGUUGGCUGCAGUCCGAACAUGUGCAAAGGUGAAGAAUUGGACGCGUUCCUCGCUCGACAUGCUCCCGCGUAUGACCAGAUCAUAUAUGUCGGCGAUGGUUCCAACGACUUCUGUCCCACCCUGAGAUUGCGAAGCCAAGAUAUGGUACUAUGCCGAAGCUUCCGCGGUCUUCAGAGGCGUAUUGCCAAAGAGGGUGAAAAACUCGGUCUAAAAUGUCAAGUCAAGUACUGGGGUGGUGCAUGGGAAGUCGAAGAAAUCUUCAACGCCCUCACUUAGAAAUAGAGCCAAUCAUCCCAUGUUUAUACAAGUUGAAGGUAAAGAACCUCGAUAGUCUCAUGAUAAUGAGGCGCAGCCAAUUGAAUUGUGCAGCAAAGAAUCAGGUGUAAAAU